This is a messenger RNA of Mollisia scopiformis, 2777 nucleotides long. RefSeq names its product Zn-dependent exopeptidase. Gene Ontology annotation, molecular function: carboxypeptidase activity. The record is from RefSeq and is a predicted model, not a curated record. The transcript has 2 exons. NCBI's taxonomy places the organism in Eukaryota, Fungi, Ascomycota, Leotiomycetes, Helotiales, Mollisiaceae. The coding region runs from base 205 to 2616 and encodes 803 amino acids.
GAAGGUCAAUGUGGGUCAGAGAGCUCGACGUUAUUUAUGAAUAUAAGAUACGGUAUGAAGGUGAGAUCCCCGUCUUCUUCAAAGUCGAAUCCCUUGGCGUCUCACUUUGAGCCUCCAAAUUGUCCUACAUCAACCUAGACAUUCACCCACCCCGCAAAAGCCAAUGUCCCAAGUCCAAGUCAAGUCAACCUAUAAUUAAUAAACAUGGGCAGAACCAUAGAUGAGAAGAUGGAGAGCCAUGAACGAACACCAUUAAUUGCGACCGUACGAGUCGCUCCUCGAAGAGAACGAUAUCCUCAUAGCUUCGUCCGCCGUUUCUGCACGAUAGCACUUGGAUCCUCUCUCGUUGCAUUUACAGGCCUAUUCCUAUUCCUCGUUGUCUUUCAACCACAUCACCACCACCAUAGACAUGAUCGAUGGGCACAAAGCGAGGACAAAUUGAGCUAUAAGGAGUUGCAGCAGAUCUUGUUGGAUACACCAGACCCAGAGAAAGCUUCAGAGUGGAGUAAAUACUAUACUUCUGGACCUCACUUGGCAGGAAAGAACUAUAGCCAGGUGCUAUGGACACAAGAGAGAUGGCAAGAAUUUGGCAUUCAGGCAGACAUUGCAGCGUACGAUACCUAUAUCAAUUACCCUCUGGGUCAUAGACUCGCUCUGUACGAGAAAACGGAGACCGAGGGAGUAGACUCGUGGUCUGUUAAAUACGAGGCGACCCUGGAGGAGGACAUCCUCGAAGAAGAUCCCACCACUGGGCUGGAAAACAGUAUCCCAACUUUUCACGGAUAUUCCGCCACUGGGAACGUCACAGCUCCAUACGUAUAUGUCAAUUACGGAACAUACCAAGAUUUCGAAGACCUUGUUGCUGCGAAUGUCAGCCUUGAAGGCAAGAUUGCACUUGCAAAGUAUGGGGGUAUAUUCCGUGGUCUCAAAGUGAAGCGUGCACAAGAUUUGGGCAUGGUUGGUUGUGUGAUCUUUACUGAUCCUGGUGAUGACGGACUUGUGACGGACGAAAAUGGAGUCGAUACGUAUCCUAGUGGUUCGGCAAGAAACCCUAGCAGUGUCCAGAGAGGAAGUACUCAAUUCUUGAGUGUUGCACCUGGUGAUCCCACAACACCUGGUUAUCCAUCUAAGCCCGGAGUUCCACGUCAACCAGUCGAGGGUUCAAUCCCAUCUAUUCCUUCCAUUCCCCUCUCAUACGCCGAAGCUAUACCCAUAUUAAAGACCCUGAAUGGUCAUGGUCCAUCACCGAAGAGUUUCAACAAAGCUUGGCAAGAGAACCUGGGCCUCAAGUACAAAGGAGUCGAAUAUAAUGUUGGGCCUUCACCUGACCAUCUUGUUCUCAACCUCGUCAAUGAGCAAGAAUAUGUUACUACGCCUCUUUGGAAUGUGAUUGGUGUCAUCAAUGGCACACUGUCAAACGAAGUUAUCGUCAUUGGCAACCACCGUGAUGCUUGGGUCGCUGGUGGUGCUGGUGAUCCUAACUCUGGUUCAGCAGCAUUGAACGAAGUCAUCCGAUCUUUCGGUGCUGCUUUGGCAAAGGGCUGGAAGCCACUUCGUACAAUUGUCUUCGCCAGCUGGGAUGGUGAGGAGUAUGGCCUAAUUGGCUCGACCGAAUGGGUUGAAGAAUACAUUCCUUGGCUCUCCGCAGCCAACGUUGCAUAUGUCAAUGUCGAUGUUGCGACUGUUGGUCCAAUCUUUAAAGCAGCCGCAUCUCCCCUUCUCAACAAGGUGAUGUACGAGAUUGCUGACUUGGUUCAAUCACCAAAUCAAACUGUGGAAGGGCAGACUGUUGGUGACCUCUGGAAUGGCCACAUCAGCACCAUGGGAUCUGGUUCUGAUUUUACCGCAUUCCAAGACUUUGCCGGUGUUCCUUCUAUCGACAUGGGAUUCGGACCUGACCCCGAAGCGCCAGGAGAUACUGGAGGAGCUGUCUAUCAUUAUCACUCCAACUACGAUUCCUACCAUUGGAUGGCUACAUAUGGUGACCCAGGCUUCCAUUACCAUGCUACAGUGGCAAAGCUCUGGGCCUUGUUCACGGCUAGACUUGCUGAAGCGCCUGUUGUACCUCUCAACGCAACAGACUACGCCAUCGCAAUUCAAGGAUACAUUUCCAAUGUCGAGUCCAAGCUCGACGCCCUUAUGUCUGGAGAGUCUGCUGAUGAGUUUUCCAUCGAAGCUCGUGCUCGACCAACUCCAUCAUUGCCAAAAGGAGACGUGGAUGAUCUUAAGCUCUCGUUCAAGGUCCUCCACAUUGCCGCUAACAAGCUUCUCCGUGCAGCCAAGCGCCACGAUGCUUGGGCCGCGAAGCUCGCUACUCACGCAGAGGAAGAUCUCUCUUGGUGGCGAGUCAUCGAAAAGUGGAGGCUGAGGCAUCACAUCGCUGUUGUUAACAAGAAGUACAAAUUCUUGGAAAGACAGUUCCUGCAUGAGAAGGGUUUGGAUGGCAGACCAUGGUUCAAGCAUGUUAUUUUUGCGCCAGGACUCUGGACUGGGUAUGCUGGAGCAGUAUUUCCGGGACUUGUGGAGGCGAUCGAUGAUAAAGAUUACGGAAAUGCGAAGAAGUGGGUGGGUAUAAUCGAGGGGACUAUCUUCAAGGCUGCUAGGAGUCUGAGGUGAUUCGUCUUCUGAAUUGAAGUUCGUGGACGUAUAUAAAUGAGAGAACUAGGUAGACAUCGGGUGAACUGGGACCGAACAUUUGGGAACGAAACAGAGCGUUGGACUUCACUCAUAGAUAAGAGAAAAAAGUACAAUUCGGUAGUUUCUCACAAAUCCUCAAG